Siniperca chuatsi (mandarin fish) is the source of this 887-nucleotide messenger RNA. It is a transcript of the gene mrpl22, whose product is annotated as mitochondrial ribosomal protein L22. The coding region runs from base 152 to 778 and encodes 208 amino acids. Lineage: Eukaryota; Metazoa; Chordata; Actinopteri; Centrarchiformes; Sinipercidae. Gene Ontology annotation, molecular function: structural constituent of ribosome. The record is from RefSeq and is a predicted model, not a curated record. Gene Ontology annotation, biological process: translation; ribosome assembly. The transcript is spliced from 7 exons. Gene Ontology annotation, cellular component: ribosome; mitochondrial large ribosomal subunit.
ACCGUUAAGACAACUUAUAAAUGACAACCUAUAAUCAAACUUAAGAAGUUACAUGCGCAGUGAAGAAGACACGUAACACAACACAUUUGGCUGUAAACGCUGUAAACAUUACUGCCGUAAAGCGAACACAGUAGCGUCGUAAAAAUACAACAUGGCGACUGCAAUGACAGGACGUGGUAUCGCUUUUAUUAGGAAUAUAUCCGGAGGUUUACAGUCAAGGUUACAGGUUCUGGGUGGCGGUCCUCAGCAGCUCUCAUGUCUCCACACGAGCACUUCACUGGAAUCAAAGAACUGGGAAAGAAAGAACCUCAAGGUGUAUCCACCUCAGUUACCAGAUGAUCCCUGCAGACCAGCUGAGAUCCACCACUGCAGGAGGCAGAUUAAGUACAGCAAAGACAAGAUGUGGUACCUGGCCAAAAUGAUCCAAGGUAUGAGCAUCGAUGAGGCCAUUGCACAGCUGGAGUUCAACGACAAGAAAGGGGCGAAGAUCAUGAAAGAGGUUCUCCUGGAAGCUCAGGACAUGGCGGUCAAAAAUCACAAUGUAGAGUACAAAUCCAACCUGUAUGUAGCUGAGUCCUACUCUGGCAAAGGGAAGUACCUAAAGCGGAUCCGUUACCACGGCAGGGGGAUGUUUGGCAUCAUGGACAAAGUUUACUGUCACUACUUUGUCAAGCUGGUGGAGGGCUCGCCGCCCAAAGCAGAAGAGAAGACGAGCUUUGACCAGGCCAAAGAGUACGUCCAGAGCCUCAAGAACCGAACCAUCAUCCACAGUCUGUAGACCAUCUGAUAGGAUAGUAUUUCACAUGUAACCUUUACUCUGUGUGUGUGUGUGUGUGUGUGUGUGUGUCUCAUUUGUAAAUAAACAAAUGAGCGAAUGGGUAAUGAGA